AUGACGGGGCGAGCCAGAGCCAGAGCGAGAGGGCGGGCUCGGGGCCAGGAGACUGCACCGCACGUGGGCGCUAGUCAGCCACCUGGCUAUCCUCAGCCUAGACCUCAGCAGCCGCCAGCAGAGGGGGAAUUGGUUGGCCGUGGUCGGCAGAGGGGACCAGUAGGAGCAACAGCCAAAUCACAAGAGCUCCAGAUUUCUGCUGGAUUUCAGGAGUUAUCCUUAGCAGAGAGAGGGGGUCGUCGGAGAGACUUUCACGAUCUCGGUGUGAACACAAGGCAGAACCUUGACCAUGUCAAAGAAUCCAAAACAGGUUCUUCGGGGAUUAUAGUAAGGCUGAGCACCAACCACUUCCGCCUGACCUCCCGGCCACAGUGGGCCCUGUACCAGUACCACAUCGACUACAGCCCCCUGAUGGAGGCCCGCAGACUCCGCUCGGCCCUCCUCUUCCAGCACGAAGACUUGAUCGGACGGUGUCACGCUUUCGACGGAACAAUAUUAUUUUUACCUAAAAGACUACAGCAUAAGGUCACGGAGGUCUUCAGCCAGACGCGGAAUGGGGAGCACGUGCGGAUCACGAUUACCCUGACCAACGAGCUGCCGCCCACGUCACCGACGUGCCUGCAGUUCUACAACAUCAUUUUCCGGAGGCUCUUGAAGAUCAUGAAUUUGCAACAGAUUGGACGGAAUUAUUAUAAUCCAAGUGACCCGAUCGACAUUCCAAAUCACAGGUUGGUGAUUUGGCCUGGCUUCACCACCUCCAUCCUUCAGUACGAGAAUAACAUCAUGCUGUGUACCGACGUCAGCCACAAAGUCCUUCGAAGUGAGACUGUUUUAGAUUUCAUGUUCAACUUGUACCAUCAGACUGAAGAACAUAAAUUUCAAGAACAAGUUUCUAAAGAAUUAAUAGGUUUAAUUGUACUGACCAAGUAUAACAAUAAAACAUACAGAGUAGACGACAUCGACUGGGACCAGAACCCAAAGAGCACCUUUAAGAAAGCGGACGGCUCUGAGGUCAGCUUCCUGGAGUACUACAGGAAGCAAUACAACCAGGAAAUCACUGACUUGAAACAGCCGGUUCUGGUCAGCCAGCCCAAGAGGAGGAGGGGCCCUGGCGGCACACUGCCAGGACCCGCCAUGCUCAUCCCCGAGCUCUGCUACCUCACAGGUCUGACUGAUAAAAUGCGUAACGAUUUUAACGUGAUGAAAGACUUAGCCGUUCAUACGAGGCUGACCCCAGAGCAGCGGCAGCGUGAGGUGGGGAGGCUCAUCGAUUAUAUUCACAAAGACGAUAACGUCCAGAGGGAGCUUCGAGACUGGGGUUUGAGCUUCGACUCCAACUUACUAUCCUUCUCAGGAAGAAUUUUGCAAGCAGAAAAGAUUCACCAAGGUGGAAAAACAUUUGAUUACAAUCCACAAUUUGCAGAUUGGUCAAAAGAAACGAGAGGUGCACCAUUAAUUAGUGUUAAGCCGCUAGAUAACUGGCUGUUGAUCUAUACUCGAAGAAAUUAUGAAGCAGCCAAUUCAUUGAUACAAAACCUAUUUAAAGUUACACCAGCCAUGGGCAUACAAAUGAAAAAGGCAAUAAUGAUUGAAGUGGAUGAUAGAACUGAAGCCUAUUUACGCGUCUUGCAGCAGAAGGUCACAUCGGACACUCAGAUAGUUGUUUGUCUAUUGUCAAGUAAUCGGAAAGACAAAUACGAUGCUAUUAAAAAAUACCUAUGCACAGACUGCCCCACUCCAAGUCAGUGUGUGGUGGCCCGGACGCUAGGCAAGCAGCAGACCGUCAUGGCCAUCGCUACCAAAAUCGCCCUGCAGAUGAACUGCAAGAUGGGAGGGGAACUUUGGAGGGUCGAUAUGCCUCUGAAGCUAGCGAUGAUAGUGGGCAUCGAUUGCUACCACGACACCACAGCUGGACGGAGGUCAAUUGCAGGAUUUGUUGCGAGCAUCAAUGAGGGGAUGACCCGCUGGUUCUCUCGCUGUGUGUUUCAAGACAGAGGACAGGAGCUGGUGGACGGGCUCAAGGUGUGCCUGCAAGCCGCCCUGCGGGCCUGGAACAGCUGCAACGAGUACAUGCCCAGCCGCGUCAUCGUGUACCGGGACGGCGUGGGUGACGGCCAGCUGAAGACGCUGGUCAACUACGAGGUGCCGCAGUUCCUGGACUGCCUCAAGUCCGUGGGCAGAGGCUACAACCCCAGACUAACAGUGAUCGUGGUGAAGAAACGCGUGAACGCCAGAUUUUUUGCUCAGUCUGGAGGGAGACUUCAGAAUCCGCUUCCGGGAACAGUGAUCGACGUGGAGGUGACCCGCCCGGAAUGGUAUGAUUUUUUUAUUGUGAGCCAGGCGGUGAGAAGCGGCAGCGUCUCCCCCACGCACUACAACGUCAUCUACGACAACAGCGGCCUGAAGCCAGACCACAUACAGAGGCUCACCUACAAGCUGUGCCACGUCUAUUACAACUGGCCAGGUGUCAUCCGCGUUCCUGCCCCUUGCCAGUAUGCCCACAAGCUGGCCUUCCUCGUCGGCCAGAGCAUCCACAGAGAACCCAACCUGUCACUGUCCAACCGCCUUUACUACCUCUAA
Pteropus alecto (black flying fox) is the source of this 2580-nucleotide messenger RNA. RefSeq names its product piwi like RNA-mediated gene silencing 1 (gene PIWIL1). Gene Ontology annotation, molecular function: piRNA binding; protein binding. Gene Ontology annotation, biological process: regulatory ncRNA-mediated gene silencing. The transcript is spliced from 20 exons. Lineage: Eukaryota; Metazoa; Chordata; Mammalia; Chiroptera; Pteropodidae. Gene Ontology annotation, cellular component: P granule. The record is from RefSeq and is a predicted model, not a curated record. Bases 1 to 2580 code for a protein of 859 amino acids.